GCUCCUCUAAUUGACACCCAUCAAAGUUUGCCCAAAUAUAACCUGAACGAUCUCUCUCUUUUACAUGGAGAACAAAGCAAGAAACAGAGCCUGAAAUGCAAAAACCAAAACACAAAAAGGAAGAAAGAGAGUAAAAAAAAAAAAAUGAAAAUCCUGUUCUGGGUGUUUCUUGUCUUUGCUCUUGAGUUAUCAAUAUUAGCAGAAUCAGCUUCUUCUUCAUCAUCAGUAUGUGAAAGUCCAGACCAAGAACUACUCUCCAAGGCCUUCAAAUCAGUCUCCGGCUUCAACCUCUCUUGGUUCCAACUCCGAAACUGUUCAAACAAACCCAUCAGAGAACUCAACCUCUCGUCCAAGAAUCUCACCGGAAUCAUAGCAUGGAAGUUCCUCAGAAACAUGUCGGAGUUACAAACCGUCGAUCUCUCCAAAAACUCUCUCAAAGGUUCCGUCCCAGGUUGGCUCUGGUCCCUGCCAACCUUGCUCAAAGUCAACCUCUCCACGAACCGCUUCGGCGGCAGCCUCCGGUUCGAACCGGCCGGGACAAGAAAUUCCUCGAUCCAUCUCCUGAACCUAUCCAGAAACCGGUUCACCAACUUGGCCCGCAUCUCCGGCUUCCCAAACCUGACGGUUCUAGACCUUUCGAAUAACCAUUUGGGAACUCUACCGUCCGGGCUCGGAAAUCUCACGAGACUGGAGCAUCUCGACAUCUCGGGAUGCGGUAUCUCGGGAAGCCUCAGACCCAUCUCGAAUCUCCGGUCGUUAAACUACUUGGACGUCUCGAACAACGCUUUGAACGGAACUUUCCCGUACGACUUCCCUCCUCUGAACGGCGUCAAGUUCUUGAACCUCUCCGCUAACAACUUCACCGGAAUAGUCACACACGCGAAGUACCAGAAGUUCGGCAAAUCGGCUUUUAUCUCCGCCGGGAAUUUGACCUUCAAGUUAAACUCGUCCAAAAGCUUGGAUUUUACGUCGAAAAACUCGACCUUUCAUCCUAACUCUCCACCACAUAAUCACAGAAGUAUCGAACCAGUUCAACAAGCCGCUCACAAAAUUAGAAAACCCGAAAGGAAAAGCUCGAAAAGUAGGGUUCUGGUUCUGGGCAUUUCCUCUGCUUCUGCAGUGAUUUUCUUGGCUUCAAUGGCGGUUUGUUUGGUUUGGAUACGGAGAAGAAGAUUGAUUAAGAGAACGAACAAGUGGGCGAUCUCGAAACCGGUGAUGCAACUGCCGUUCAAGAUGGAGAAAUCUGGGCCGUUCGCUUUCGAGACGGAGUCGGGGACGUCGUGGGUGGCGGACAUCAGAGAGCCCUCGUCGGCGCCGGUUGUGAUCUUCGAGAAGCCGCUGAUGAACUUGACUUUCAAGGACCUGAUGGCCGCCACGUCACACUUUGGGAAGGAGUCCCAGCUUGCCGAGGGCAGGUGUGGGCCCGUCUACACCGCCGUGUUGCCCGGAGACAUCCACGUGGCGAUCAAGGUCCUCGACAACGCCAGAGACGUCCAUCACGACGACGCCGUUUCAUUGUUCGAUGAACUCUCCAGGCUCAAGCACCCCAAUCUCUUGCCUCUCUCCGGUUACUGCAUUGCAGGGGAAGAGAAGCUGGUUCUGUGCGAGUUCAUGGCCAACGGCGACUUACAAAGGUGGCUGCACGAGCUACCGACCGGGCAGCCCAACGUGGAGGACUGGAGCGGCGACACGUGGGAGCAGGUGAACGCUUUCCACGCCCACUCGCCGGAGAAAAUGGGUUGGCUCACGCGCCACCGCAUCGCCGUCGGGAUAGCGCGUGGGAUGGCGUACCUCCACCACGCGGGAUCGCGGCCGGUGGUGCACGGCCACCUGGUUACCUCCAACGUCUUGCUGGCCGACAAUUUCGAGCCCCGGAUCUCGGAUUUCGGGUUCCGGAGCUUUGGAGGCCGAGAGAGCGGUAACUGCAGUACACAGGCGGACGUGUAUUGUUUCGGAGUUGUUUUGAUGGAGCUCUUGACGGGUCGACCGGGGACGGCGGAGACGGUUGUGUGGAUGCGGAGGCUGGUGAGGGAAGGGCAUGGUGUUAACGCCAUCGACCCGAGGCUUCGACCCGGUGGAGGAUCCGACUUGGAUAGGGAAAUGGUGGAGACUCUACGGGUCGGGUAUUUGUGUACGGCCGAGUCGCCUUGGAAAAGGCCAACCAUGCAGCAGGUCCUGGGUUUGCUCAAGGACAUACAUCCCACCAUCGACUUGAGCUGAGUUGACUCGUCUCGUCAGCUCUCCAAGUUCAGAGACUGGUGUUGUCCCCUCUCCGCACGCGAUACUGCAGCGCGUGCGGCGCGUGGUACAAUUUCGCCGCUGCCGAGACGGCGGAAAAUUGCCUUUCCUGUGUUUGGAAAAAAUUUGAAUAGGUAGUUUUUGAAUUUUUCGCCAGUUGAUUCUCAAUACGAGUCAUGUUGUGAAGGAGAGUGGACUUCACGCGCCGUCUUGUCGCGUGAUAUGCACAGUUGAUGGGAUUUUUUUUUUUAUAAAAAAAAGACAUUUUGUUGCCUUACAC
Morus notabilis is the source of this 2518-nucleotide messenger RNA. RefSeq names its product calmodulin-binding receptor kinase CaMRLK. Gene Ontology annotation, molecular function: ATP binding; protein binding; protein kinase activity. NCBI's taxonomy places the organism in Eukaryota, Viridiplantae, Streptophyta, Magnoliopsida, Rosales, Moraceae. The record is from RefSeq and is a predicted model, not a curated record. The transcript is spliced from 2 exons. The coding region runs from base 145 to 2220 and encodes 691 amino acids. Gene Ontology annotation, biological process: protein phosphorylation.